This is a messenger RNA of Talaromyces proteolyticus, 894 nucleotides long. Its product is annotated as NmrA-like family-domain-containing protein. Bases 1 to 894 code for a protein of 297 amino acids. The transcript is spliced from 3 exons. Gene Ontology annotation, molecular function: oxidoreductase activity. NCBI's taxonomy places the organism in Eukaryota, Fungi, Ascomycota, Eurotiomycetes, Eurotiales, Trichocomaceae. The record is from RefSeq and is a predicted model, not a curated record.
AUGGCUAUCAAGAAUGUCGUUGUCGUUGGCAUGACUGACAGAACAAGUCCUUCAAUCGUGAACGGUCUUGUCACGUCCCCACAUGGAUACACCGUCUCGGUCCUUUCACGAGAGUCUUCCCAGUACAAGCCCCCAGCGGGAGUCCAGCAAUUGAAAACCGACUAUACUUAUGACUCGCUCGUCUCCGUGCUCAAGGGGCAAGAUGCGGUCGUUUCUACCAUUGCCGGCACCGCUCUGCUCGAGCAGAAAAAGAUCAUUGAUGCAGCUAUUACUGCUGGGGUUCAGCGCUUCAUUCCGUCUGAGUUUGGGUCUGACACCAGCAACCCACUAGCCUUGGACUACUUUCCGGCCUGGGGCGAGAAGGUCGAGGUCCGCAAAUACCUUGAAAGUAAGCAGGAUCAGAUCCAGUGGACUGCUGUUUAUAAUGGGCUCUUUUUUGACUGGGGUCUCAAAGUCGGUUUCAUCUCAGUCAAUGCCAAGGAGAAAACCGCUUUGAUUUACCCAAAAUACAAAGAUGUCGCUUGGUCGGCAACCAACCUGGCCGACGUGGGCACAGCUGUUGCACAGGCAUUAUCACCUGGAAUUGCGGCUAAGACGGCCAACCAGAUCCUGCGCAUCCGCACAGUGACGGUUUCACAGUCGGAGCUGCUAGCUGCCUUGGAGGAGCUAGUCGGAAGCAAGUUCACGGUGACGGAGGAGGAUCUCGAUGCGCAGUUCCAGGAUGCGAAGGAGAAACUGUCCAAGGGGGAUUUCAGCGGUGUGGGCAAGCUCAUCACACGCGCAAUCGUGGAUCCGCGCACCGGCAACAACUUUGACGAGGCUGGAAACGUGUCGAAUGGGCUGCUGGAGCUGGCGACCGGAGACCUGAAGCAAACACUGACGGCGCUGCUGUAG